Messenger RNA from Aspergillus eucalypticola CBS 122712, 1296 nucleotides. Its product is annotated as MFS general substrate transporter. Gene Ontology annotation, cellular component: fungal-type vacuole membrane. The coding region runs from base 1 to 1296 and encodes 431 amino acids. The transcript has a single exon. The record is from RefSeq and is a predicted model, not a curated record. Gene Ontology annotation, biological process: transmembrane transport. Gene Ontology annotation, molecular function: transmembrane transporter activity. NCBI's taxonomy places the organism in Eukaryota, Fungi, Ascomycota, Eurotiomycetes, Eurotiales, Aspergillaceae.
AUGGUCAUCAUGGCCGGAUUCACUAUAAUGUUAACAACAAACGCCCUUAUCUUCUCCGCCGGUAUCUAUCAAGCAAUUUACGAGGAAAUGGCCAGUGAGCCAAACAAUCCAUUUACCGGAGCCUCCUCUGCGCUGAUAGGCCUAAUUGGAACCCUAUCUAUCGGUCUCAUGUCCAUGACCGGCCCAUUCGUCAUGGUGUGGAUCAAGCUCUACCGACCCCAAGCCGUAGUAGCAGUGGCGGGGGUGCUUUUUGGCGUCGCCAAUAUCCUGGCCAGCGUGAGCCGAACCCUGUGGCAAUUCGCCCUGACCCAGGGAGUGCUGGUUGGCAUCAGCGUCUCGAUGUCCUACAUCCCGGCAACAACCACAGCGCCAACAUGGUUCAACGAACGACGCGGGCUAGCGAUGGGGAUCGUGAUCUCUGGCAGCGCAGUGGGAGGCAUGAUCUGGCCGUCGGUACUAUCCGCGAUGAUCACCCACAUAGGGUUCCGCAACGCUCUGCGUGUGUCAGGGGCCAUCUGCGCGGUGGCAAUCAUCCUCGUUUCUCCAGCGGUGAAGUGGGAACAUGGGUUCAACCAGCAACUUCAAGCCGAGCGCCAAGCCCUCCGCCAGCGAGCUGGACGCUGUGGCCGUCACAUGGGGUUUCUCCAACUGCCCCUGAUCAACUGGCGCCUCACCCUUACCAAGAAAUUCCUCGCAAAAGCGGCGGGCUGCAUGCUUCAGUCAGCUGCCUACUCGACCCCGCUGAUUUACUAUGUCGCCUUCGGCCGCUCGCUUGGCUACUCUGCUACAACUGCCUCCAAUUUCAUCACGAUAAGUAACGCGGCCAAUGCCGUCUCAAGAGUGGGGAUGGGCUACGCAGCUGAUAAAUACGGACGCAUCAAUCUGCUGUUUGUGACCACCUUCCUCAGCGCCGUCGCUGUCGCCGCAUUCUGGAUCCCUGCUAGCAUCAUUGGGGCCACAACUGCCGGUAAGGCGCUAUUCAUCGUCUUCACAAUCCUAUACGGUUCAUUCGCCAGCUCAUAUAUUGCACUGUUUCCUGCCUCGCUCGUCGAGUUAUUCGGGAAAAAGGAUUUUACCAGUGUCAACGGGGCACUUUAUCUGCUGCGAGGAAUUGGGGCGCUGCUGGGGACUCCACUGACGGGUUUAUUAAUUCCGCAGGCGCAGACGCUGACGACGCCCCAAGUGUAUGAGCGUGCAGCAAUUACAGUGAUGUCAUUAUUGUUUUCAGCGAGUUUCUGUAUACUGUGGGUGAGGUUUGAGAUGAUGGUGGGAAAGGCUUGGAGGUGGAAGAUUUGA